AUGGCCAAACCGGCAAAAGCAGCCGCCUCUUCAGCCGAGCGAGCACUUCGGAUUGUAGAAAAUUCUUCCCGUGUUCGACUACAAGAUUUGCGGGAUAACAUUGGAGCGCGAACGCUUGGAAAACAACAAUCAAAUGUUCAUAAUCAACAUGGACACACGAUUGGGCAACUUCAACACGCCGCGAAACCCCCAUUGGGAUGGAUAUGGGGUGAUUUCUUUCGACCUUGGCAACGAAUGUUUCCUGGCACAAAGCUUUUCAAUGCUGAUAUCAAUAUUCGACGUGAGUACACACCACUCUCGUUGAUCGAACUCGCUCGUCUCAUCGAUCUCGGAUGGGUUGACCAAAAAAAGCCGAUCGAUAUUGUUGCCCUUUGUGCGACUCGAAAAUUCAAAAUCGAACCUCACUUGCGGCAAUGUGGCUUCGAUUUGACGCCCGAGGGUGCUGAUGCUUGGAAGUAUCCGGUGGAUAUUGAAGUGCAAUGGGCAAGUCAGCGAACGAUUGCGGCGGUUGAGUCGGCUGGUGGACGGAUUCGCACAGCCUACUACGACCCGGAGAGUUUACGAGCGGCCAUCGAUGCUAAAACUUGGUUUCAAUCGGGCCGCCCAGUUCCGCGCCGACUUGCUCCACCGCCAUCUCUCGUCAGUUACUACAGUGAUCCGGUGAAUCGAGGAUACCUUGCUGAUGUGGCGGAGAUUGAGCAUGCAAGACAGCGACUUUCUAUGACAAUGGGGACGACUCUACCGGAAACGACAUUUGAUGCGGUUAAGCACCCUAAACAGGUAUUCAAUGGAUUGCCGCCUGGAGCCAUUGUGUCGCUGAAAGAUCGCAAAGUCUUCAUGCCAACUCAUCCCGAUGUCCGAGAUUAUUAUGAAGAAGGUCUACGAGCGGAUAAACAAUAUCCA
Messenger RNA from Mesorhabditis belari, 903 nucleotides. Lineage: Eukaryota; Metazoa; Nematoda; Chromadorea; Rhabditida; Rhabditidae. The record is from the annotation of a GenBank genome assembly.